AUGGCCGAUGGGGUUCUUACUCUCCUCUUUUGCUGCUGGUCGCCUGCUGCCUGUCAUACUCCUCCUGCUGCUGCUGCUGCUGUUGCUGCUGCUGCUACGGACGUUCAUUCACUACAAAGUGAGCCUGUUUACCCGUCAAUCCUCCCCGGAUCUCUCUCUCUCUCUCUCUCUCGUCUUUUUUGUCCUGAAGCACUGGAGGAUCCUUUCCCCAUCUUGCGGCCUAUGGUUCCGUACCGUAUCUAG
This is a messenger RNA of Aspergillus niger, 243 nucleotides long. RefSeq lists its product as uncharacterized. The record is from RefSeq and is a predicted model, not a curated record. Lineage: Eukaryota; Fungi; Ascomycota; Eurotiomycetes; Eurotiales; Aspergillaceae. Bases 1 to 243 code for a protein of 80 amino acids. The transcript has 2 exons.